This is a messenger RNA of Serendipita indica DSM 11827, 1320 nucleotides long. Lineage: Eukaryota; Fungi; Basidiomycota; Agaricomycetes; Sebacinales; Serendipitaceae. The record is from the annotation of a GenBank genome assembly.
AUGCGACUACCGAAAGGUUUGCUCGUGGGCCUUUGGCCAUGGGCCGUCAACGACGCCCAAACGCCCGAGGCACUCCCACCUUCAACUCCCAUACCUGCUUCAAGCAAACUCUCAUUUACACUCCGCCAUAUCCAUGGUCACCGUGGCUCUCAAGUCGCCCUCAAGGAUAUCUCUCCAUCAGACCUCGUUAGAAUUCAAACCUCCAAUCCAGAUUAUCAAACUACAUUUGAUAUACCACCCGUCAGAGUCAAGACGUACAAGCCACGCGAGCAAGCCCAAUUUUUCCGCGUUCGUGAAGCGAGUGUGCGCCGAGCGUGGAUGCAGCGGCGAGGAUUCCCUAUCAGUGUGCUGGACAAAGAAGAAGUCGUCGUCUGGGACGAGUGGGAAGUUCCGGGUCCAAACACAGGCGACCGCGAGACGCUGCGGACCUUGGCUAAGAUGACGUGGAACGCAUAUAUCCCGCCUGAUGAUGGGCAGUGGUAUGACCUAGGGGAAGACUGGGGCACAACCAUGCCCUUUGGUUGGGAACCAGACGCAGAUGGACUUCGAGGACACGUAUUUGUCACGAACAAUAAUGAUACUGUCGUCGUUUCCAUCAAAGGCACAUCUGCGGGUGCCUUUGGGGGUGGAGGGCCGACUGUAGGUAACGACAAGUUAAACGACAACUUGUUGUUCAGUUGCUGUUGUGCUCGUGUUGGUCCGACCUGGUCACCCGUUUGCGGGUGCUUUGGUGGACGAAAUCGGUGCGAUGAGAAUUGCGUCCAAGAGGCACUCGCAAACGAUAGCCUUUUCUACCCUGUUGGCACGAACUUGUACAACAACAUUACAUACAUGUAUCCAAACGCCAACAUCUGGUUCACCGGUCAUAGUCUUGGGGGAUCGCUCUCUGGACUCUUGGGCGUGACAUUUGGGUCGCCCGUGGUCUCAUUCGAAUCCCCAGGAGACCGUAUGCCCGCUAGGCGCUUGCACCUUCCCAAACCUCCGGACCUACAGCAUAUUACCCACAUAUUUCACACUGCAGAUCCUAUUCCGAUGGGAACAUGCAAUGGUGUCCUCUCUUCGUGUGCCAUCGCAGGAUUUGCGAUGGAAAGCCGGUGUCACGUCGGAAAGAAGCGGCUUUAUGAUACAGUCUCGAGAUAUGGUUGGAGUCAGGACGUACGCACACAUCGUAUAGGUGUCAUCAUCGACAAGCUGCUUGCUGAAGACUGGGAAGAGGGUAAACCUGUUCCAGAUGAGACAUCAGACGGAGAGGACUGUGAGCAACAAGAAUGCUACAGCUGGGAAUAUGGUGACUUCAACCUCUCGCUUGCUUCUCCUUAG